Sphenostylis stenocarpa is the source of this 870-nucleotide messenger RNA. The record is from the annotation of a GenBank genome assembly. Lineage: Eukaryota; Viridiplantae; Streptophyta; Magnoliopsida; Fabales; Fabaceae.
AUGGAUCCCCAAGGAAAUUCAGUAAAAACUGAGUUAACUGUGUCAGAGAAAGGAAAAAAUGAUAAGGAGUUAUCUUCUCACGCUGAAGAAAAGAGGACUGUAUCUGCUCCUUCCAGAAAUGAAGAUCUUAGUGCAGAAAUUUAUAAUAUUUUUCUGGGUGGAACUCAAGUUCUUCCUUUGAAGAAAAGACUCAUUGUUCUUGAUAUAAAUGGGUUGUUAGCGGCUGUAGUUUCUCCUCCUCCGAAGGAUCGCGAGACAGAUAUAACCAUUGCAAGGAGAGCAAUAUUCAAGAGACCCUCCUAUCUUGAGUUUCUAGAGUUUUGCUUCGAUAAAUUUGAAGUUGGUAUAUGGAAAAAUGUUGAUCGAAUCAUUAACUAUUUGUUGCCAUUCUUGAAAAACAAAUUACUUUUCGGUUGGGAGGACCUUUCUCAUUGCACUGAAACACGCUUCAAGACUCUUGAGAAUAAGAACAAGAGUUUGGUUUUUAAGGAUUUGAGAAAGCUUUGGGAUAAGGAGGAUCCUAAUCUUCCAUGGGAGAAAGGAUAUUACAAUGAAUUUAAUACUUUGCUGUUGGAUGAUUCUCCUUACAAGGCAUUGCUUAAUCCUGUAAAUAAUUUUACUCCCUUUGUUUUCCUUAUUACAGCUUGUCAUUUUGUUGAUGAUGAAUUGACACAACUAAAAAUCAUGACAGCUGAAGGAGGAGAACUGAGAGUAUAUCUAGAUGGCUUGGCAAAUGCAGAAGAUAUGCAUAAGUACGUUGAGGAACACCCAUUUGGCCAAAAAGGCAUUAGUGAAACAAGUGAAUCUUGGAACUUUUAUAGUCUGGUUAUUGAGAGUCUCUCUACAGGAGAAAGCAAUGCUUUGAUUUGA